CUGCGCAGUAACUCCAACGGUCAGAGAAAUGGCGCUCGCGUUUGACUCGCGCUGCAACAGGAGUUAAUUCGUGUAGCUAACUGGUAUAUCUGUGAAGCCCAACGGCGUUUCCCCCUAGACAGUUCAGUUUGACGCCCUAAAUUCUCCUGGAAGGUUGAACAGGGUCCAGAAGAACAGGUCGUGUCUGGCCGACGGAUUAUGACAGAAGCGGGUCGGCGGCGGAAAGGGAAAGCGGUCAGUUUUUGCCCCGGCGCUGUGAGGAAAGGCGGAUAGAUAGGUGUUUCGUAGGUCUAAUGAAGACUUUGGAAAGUUCUUGUGUCUCACAAGUAGCUGUCAGGAGGAGAGUGUCAACUUGAGGAAAAGGGAGGAAAGGCACCACCAUGAGGCAGCAACAGUGGUCAGAAAUAAAGCAUGCGUGAUCUGGCAGCUCAAGUCACCAGCGGCCUACUCCGCUUCCCUGAGGUCACGGUGAAUGCACUUGGGGAGGAUGAGAUCACGCUCGACUCAGUGUUGCAUGGGAAGUUUACCCUUGGACGUAGCGGGCUGGCCUGGCUGGCAUGUGGACCACAGCUGGAGGUGGUCCAUGCCCUUACAGGGGAGCGCUUCUCAGCCUACCGUUUUAGUGGAUCAGGCGAGCACCCCCCUGUGGUGCUUGUGGUACGGGACUUCUGCUGGCUGAAGAGGACAGGCCUGCUGGUGGGGCUGGAGGAUGCUGAGGGCAGCCUGCUGUGCUUGUAUGACCUGAGCGUGUCUCGUGUGGUGAAGGCUGUGGCCAUUCCUGGCCGGAUCACUGGCAUUGAGCCACUAGUGAGCUAUGGAGGGGCCAACGCAGGCACCCAGCACCUGCACCAGAACCUCCGCUGGUUCUUUGGUGUGGCAGCCGUGGUCACCGAUGUAGGCCAUGUGCUACUAGUGGACCUCUGUCUGGAUGACCUGUCCUGUAGCCAGAGCGAGCUGGAGGCCUCUGACUUGGAGGUGGUGAACAGGUCCCCUGCAGAGAUCCCACGCCUCCGUGAGAGUGUGACUCACCAGGGCCGCCACUUGUGCCUGCAGUUGAGCAGCCCCACAGGCACAGCCGUCACAGCCCUGCAGUAUGUCACUCGUACCAACCAGCUGGCCGUGGGCUUUUCUGAUGGCUACCUGCAGCUCUGGAACAUGAAGACACUUAAGAAAGAGUAUCACUCCCAGCUGGAAGGUGGCCGAGUACCCGUGUAUGCCUUCACCUUCCAGGAGCCUGAAAAUGACCCCCGUAACUGUUGUUACCUCUGGGCUGUGCAGUCCACCCAGGACCACGAAGGGGAUGUGGUCAGCCUUCAUCUGCUGCAGUUGGCCUUUGGAGAGAGGAAGUGUCUGGCUUCUGGAAAAAUACUUUACGAGGGCCUUGAGUAUUGUGAGGAGCGCUACAGCCAGGACCUGAAUGGCACAGCUUUCCCACUCCGAGCACAGGCCACCAGUACACGGCUGCUGGCCUGCCAGACCAUUGAGAAGUUUCGUCACCACCCUGAUCGUGAUGACUCCCUUAAUGAAGUUGCCUCCCCUGACACCAGUGUGUCAAUAUUCAGCUGGCAAGUCAAAUCAUAUGGACAGGGCAAGCCUUCUACUUACAUUGGAGUCUUUGACAUCAAUAGAUGGUACCAUGCACAGAUGCCAGACUCCUUGAGGGCUGGUGAGUCUCUGCACAGCUGCCCCUAUUUGGCUGUAUGGUCCCUGGAUGCUGUGACAGAGGUGGCCUCUCCCUACCCCCUGCUGGACAUUUUGGUGCAUGAGCGUAGCUUCAGCCGAGGUCUGCCAUACACAUGUCCCCCGCCAGAGCAGUUCUUCAACCCUACAACCUACAACUUUGAGGCAACUUGUUUACUUAUUUAUGGUCUUGUGCAUGUAACAUGCUCUGGCUACCAGAAAGAGACACUGAGCUUUUUGAAGAGGUCUGCCCCCUGUCUGAGUGAGGUUGUCCCAGACAGCUACUCGCGCUGCUUGAUGUCUGGCCUCCUGUCCUCCCGCCUUGUUGAUGUGCAGCCUUCCAGCCUGUCCUUGGAGGAGCAGUUAGAUGCCAUCUUGUCCACAGCAGUCGAGACCAGCUCUUUAGGGCUUAUCACAGGUUUUGUGAAACAGUGGAUGACUGGGGAUCAACCGCCCACCUCAGUCAACCUACGAUACAUUCUGGACUGGGCCUGGAAUAAGGUGGUCAUUACCAAGGAAGAGCUGGAUGGCAUCUGUGCGCCAUUGUUUGACAGCUCUUCGAACUUCACAGACCCCCAGACUCUUCAGCUGCUACAGCACAGCCAACGACUCUUGGGGAACCUCAGCACCAUCUUCCACUGCAUGUUGAACGAGGCCCACGAGCUCACUCAGAAAGGUUUGAUUGGCCUGAUCAAUAAAAAGAUGGUUUCAGGCCUGAUAGCUCAGUAUACUCAGGUGGUCCUCUGGUUUUGUCGGACUGGGCUUCUUCCAGAAGGAUCAGAUGAUGGCAUGCUCCAGAUAUCGAGGCCCUUUUACAAUUACUCUGUCAUUAAGAACUACUACACUGGUCGUCGUGAGGAAUUGCAGCGCCUCUCUAAGGGAAAGUGGUGUUCAGACUGCCUCAUGAUCGAUGGCUUGGUGGCCCAAUUUGGAGAGCGCCUUGAGGAGCUGUGGAAGAGGGACGAAGGGGGCACAGGCCAAUACCCACCCCCAACAUUGCACGCCUUGCUUGACAUUUAUCUCCUGGAAAAUGUGGAAGAAUCAGCUAAGCAUGCUGUUGUCAUUUACUUGCUCCUAGACGUCAUGUAUUCGUACCCCAAUAAGAGUGGUACAUCUGUGGAGUCAUUCCCCACAGCCUUUGCCAUCCCGAUUGGCCUAGUAAAGCUGGUACAAGGCCUGUGGCUGCUAGACCAUCAUAACCAUGAGAACUCUCUGGAGCUGCUCCUGCACCCUUCUACGAGCCGCUCCCUAUGGGCCUGGCAGCAUGAGCGUGUCCUGCAGACCCUCAUGUGCCAGGGGCAGCAUGCAGUUGCCCUGCGUUACCUACACACAGUAAAGCCCCAGAUGACUUCUGUGAGCCAGGUCAAGCUGUGCUUUACUGUUCUUCUCUACAACAGGUGCAUGGUGGAGGCCUGGGCACUACUGAGGCAACACUCCAGCGAACUGAACUCAGAGGAAAUGCUCAGGUUCUUGUAUGAGACCUGCCAGGAACUGGGCCUCAUGAAAGAACUGCUCAAGCUGCCUUUGGGAUUUUCUGAACAGGAGACUCUGGAGAAGUUUCUACAAGGUACUGGAGGGCCCCAGAACAAGGAGCUGCUUAUUGUCCACUACCUCCAACAGGCCAACUAUGUGCCUGCCCUGCAGCUUAACCAGACUCUUAAGAUGAACUUGGUUAAUGACAGAGAUCCAAAAAUGAAGGACCGGUCAAACACCAGGAACUCCAUUCUUGACCAAUAUGGAAAGGUCCUCCCAAGAGUGCAGCGCAAGUUGGCCGCUGAGAGAGCUAAACCAUACCAUCAUCCAUCCACUGUCUUACGUGAAGUCUCAAGGCCCCAGCCUUUGUCCACAAUAGCAAAGCGGUCUGCAACGGAGAAUGUGUUGACAAGGGCUGCCUUCAUCAGCAAUGUCCUCACUAAGAUUGGAGAAGUGUGGGUAGGCAAAGAUGCCACUCCUGAGUCUUCACCAUUGAAAAGCCCUAGAGUGCCAGAGCUACCAUUGCCAAACACACGUCAUUCACUGGUGGAUUUGCCUGAGGCCUUUGUGGGCACACCAAUUGCAAUGACCACCAGGAGGAAGUCCAGGGUUCUUGACCUUGUUGUACAGCCAUCCACCAAGAAAACCCCUGGAGGCUUCGAGCCUCAGCUGACCCCACCUAGUACCACUGCCUCAGAGGGACUCUCCCCACCCUCCACACUGCGGACAGGUUUUCUCAGGAGUAUGACCAAAGCCCCCGAGCUCAACCUGCUGCAGACUCCACAGGUGGUCAAGAGAGCACGAGCGCUGGCUGCAUCCACCACUAUGUUUUCCAGCUUUACCCCGCAGUCUAUUCUAAGGAGCAGUCAGAGGCCCACCCCUGUGGUGUCUCCUUCGGCUUCCCCAGGCCGUUCGACCAGUCCCCCUCUUCGUUCCAAAGAAAGCCGCAUCACUUUCAUUGAGGAAACGCUUACUGCUGACUCAGUAAAAAGCCCAAUCCGCUGGGGCAGCACAAUGACAGAAAAGGGUGAAAUCAGCCUGCUCUCACGAUCUUCUGCACCCUCAAAAUCUGCACUGGAAGUACGCUCUGACUCUCAACUGGAGGAAGAGCAGCAUGUGACGGUCUUCUCCCCAGCUCAGGGGCCACCAGGCAGAGAUCUUGAUGCUAGCGAGGCUGGAGAUCCAGACAGUUGCACAAUAGUAAGAGAUGCUGUGAAUAUGGAGGGUGUGCCUGCAGCAGCAAGGGUUAGUAUGGACUACGACACAAAUCAGACCUCCAAGUCCGUGGACACCACACUUGAGUUCCAUGAUGCACCUCUGCCAGAAGACCUGAUGGAGGAGUCAUCAGAGGAACUGCAUGGGCAGUGGAAGGUGGGCAAGCAGGAGGAUUUGAAGACCUUGGAGCCUGCUUUUGUGGAGGUUUCAGUUCCUUUCUCAGCAAAUGUUAGUGAAGAGGGACCUUCAACCUCUGAUGGAGCCACCACAAGAAAAUUAGAGGCUGAGCAGCUCCCAGAGAAAGAACUAGCAGAAGAGAAGGUACCAGAGGAGGAGGUGGCAAUGGAGCAUAGCCCAAAGCAGGAAUUUGCAGAGGAGCAAAAGGAACAUGUUGCAGAAACCAUGGAGCAUACAGGUCUGGAUGAGUUUGUAGAGCGGCAUUUGUUUGGUGAAGAACUUUCUCCUCCUCUUACACGAUCCAGCAUAAGGGACACAUCAGAGACAUGGACUUGCUUUUCCAAAAGUGAGUCCUUUAAUACAGACAAAGUGGAGGAAGAAAUCGUAACUCCAGUGCUGACAAAGCAGAUAUCUGUAGCCUCUGCAUCAUCUAGGAGUACAACCACUGAGUCUCACUCUGUUGUGAGCCUUAAUGACAGUGAGGAGCUCUCCAGCGCAGUCUCUGAAGAGCUGGGCACUGCUGUACAGGAAGACUCAGGGAGUGAGGUGGAGAUCAUACAAGAAGUUGCCGGUGAUAAAAGUAUCCAAGGAGAGCCAAUAUUGUUCCAGGAGUCACCAUUUGGUUCAGAGUACCUCGAACCACAAGCUGCUGUGGUCCUACCGGCAGUUACGCAUGAGAUGUGCUUGGAGGUAAAUAAUGGUGCUGAGAAUAUGGAGGAGAUCUCAUUAAUCCAUGAUGCUAAGGGAGACGAAGAGGAUGGCCACACUGAACCGGUUUUCACAGAGCUGAAGCCCUCUGCAGCUGUUCUAAUCCCACUGGAGCAGGACAAAGAGAGUGAAGUACUCGAUGGGCCAGAUUUGGCAUUACAGGAGGACAUUGACACAGAGUUGCCCCAUCUAGAACCCCUUGGUAAUUUCACAUUGAUGCUGGAGGCCGACGAGGGAGAUUUCAGACCCAUUCAGUCAAGAGUGUGCUCUGACCACUUAUUGAUGACUGAGCAUCUCCAAGCAGCAGACAGCAAGGAAAAUCUAGAGGAAAAUGAAUUGCAGCAACAACUGGAACCCAAUACAGAUAUUCUCUGUUUAAAUGUUCCAGAUCACAUGUCCCAUAUGAAUAUACUUCUACCUACAAGUAUGACAGAUGACUCUAAAACAGUCAGUAAAACCUUUGUAGGACACUUGACUGAUGAAAAAACUGAAGGUUUUGCUACAGGUAAUGGAGAAAAUUCAAUUUCAGGGCAAAAUGUGGAGUUAGUCUCUGAGGAGCAACCUUCCAUUUCUGCUGGAAUUGAGACUAAAACAUCCAUUCUGACUGCCCGGGUUGAAGGACAAUCCAAAAUAGACACACAGAAUCUGGAUGCUGAAGGUACCAAAGAGGCACCAGUUAGUGUAACUGAACAGAACUCUUCAGAGGCUGACCCUGCCCAAGGAGUACAGGUGGAGAAACCUAACAACAAAGAAACAGAGCUACCUCCAGCUGAAGAUGUAACAAAGGACACUGGAAAGCUUGGCGGCACAUCAGUGCUUGGUGUAAAAAAGCUGGAAAGCCAAACCACACAGUUGGUUCUGGAAAGUACAGAAGACAUGGAAGUAGAACCUUCCAUUACAACGAGAAGAACCACCCGGCAGAAGAGAACUACAAGUUUUCACUCUGCUGUUGAAGUGGAGAAUGAUAUGCAGUCAGAGGAGAGGAAAGUUCAGGAACAAAUCCCUUCUCAUGCGCCUUCAACCCCCAAUAGGACUACACGAAGUAUUAAGCGAAAUCAAGAUUCUGACGUUCCUUUCACACUCAGGAGGUCAACAAGGAAAGUUACAGGAAGUUCUCAGCCACAGCGUAAAGAGGAAGUCACUAACUCUGAGGCCACCAAGACACAGACUCCACAGAAGGCCACACCAAGAAAAAGUACUCGCAGAACCAGGAACACUACUGUAGCUAUGGAUGAAGAUGUCGGAAAUCAAGAGUCAAGUGGAAUGCAGUCUUUGGCGGUGCCUGUGACACGCGCACAGAGUGCAAGAAAAGCUAAGGCUGCUGAUAUUGAGGUCCACAAAUUCAGCUUGUCAACUCACUUGGAAAAGCUGAGUGAUAGACCUGCAGUGGUAGCUAGUAGUCCACGCCGAACGCUCCAGAAAUCUCGAGGUGUCACCCUUGCAUUAGAGGUGUCUCACUCGGACUUGCAGGGCGAGCCAGUAGUUGUUGAACAGGUGGCAAUAACCCCUAGAAAGAGUACGAGGAAGCAAUUGGAGAGCAAGGUAGAAAAAUCAAAGGGCAUCACACCUGUCGCUGAGGAACUACCGCUCAUCAACAGUUCUCGCCGACCAACAAGAAGCCAGUUGUGGAAUCACCUUGGGACCUUGGAGAAGGAGCGUCCGCUUCUGGAGACGGCCCUGGAGGUUGAGCCUGGAGCCCAGCUGGCAGAUGCUGUGAUGGCGAGACUCAAAGACAAACAUGUCAGUGAAGGCUGGCAAAAGGAAAAAGCAUCAGAGGAUGUAGUUACAGAAAUAGUUCAUUCUAGCAGAAGCCUCACAAAAGCCGUAAAGGAUGAGGUUCCACCUCGUCUCCCUACAACAUUAGAAGCUCCAGAGGAGAAUGAGGCAAUGCAGGAGGGUGCAUCAAUAAUGGAGGCCAAACUGUCUGAGACACACAAACUGGAAAAAUCUAAACUGCAGCGAGUGGGCAGAAGCACACGAGCAAGCAAAGCUCCUGAGUCUGAUUCAUCUCCAGUAAGGGACACGUUCAUCUUCUCACCACCACGUACAAGACAGAGAACAAAACGGAAGAAAGUGGAUUCCCCGGGACACAGUGAUGGCUCAGUGCCCCAGUUUGUGUUUUCACCACCUGCCACCAGGGCAAGGAGACAAACAAGCACCAACGUAUCCCACAGUUCCAGCAGUCAGGACAAGGAUACAGUGGGUGGUGGUUCAGAAGUCAGAAAGGAGACUGAAACCGCGAAGCCCAGAAAAAGGCGGAACACAAAGGUGAAGGCUGCUGGAGUGCCGUCGCCUGUACCAAUAAACUUGAUCUCACCCAUGGCCAGCCCUGCCACAGCAGUCCUCUCGCGGUCACAGAAGAAGCGAGAGGAGACUGAAGGUGCCCCUCAGAGAAUGCAGCUGCGCAGGAAGUGGCUGCUGGACACAAUCAUCCCGAAGCCCGUCACACGAAGGAAGAUUCCCUGAAUGGAUCGAGGAGGCUGCUCUGGAAAGGGGGCCGACUCUACAUUUUUCUCUCACACCGUCACAUAAUGAAAGAUUUGGACUCUGAUUGGACUUCUUUUCAUUUGUGUAACUUGAUUCAUAAACGUAACUUGAUACUGUUUUCUAUUUAAAUCCAAUCAGUGGAAAUGUUUUUAAAUUAAAAUCUAACCUGGGAUAAGGACUUAAUUUUAUAUAAAUUAUUAAAGUGUUUACAAGAAAAACGGGGUCUUAAAUUCCACAGUCUACUCUUGGGUUGUGUUUAUUUACAAGAACUUCAGACAUUUAUAUGAAACAAUGCAAAUGUGUAUAUAGUCAUUUAGGUAUGCUAUAAAUAAAACUGUAUAAUUGUUAAGGAUCUACCUUUGGCAGUGUCAGUUUUUGGUGUAGGUUU
This is a messenger RNA of Scleropages formosus (Asian bonytongue), 8128 nucleotides long. It is a transcript of the gene ahctf1, whose product is annotated as AT hook containing transcription factor 1. The record is from RefSeq and is a predicted model, not a curated record. The coding region runs from base 412 to 7719 and encodes 2435 amino acids. NCBI's taxonomy places the organism in Eukaryota, Metazoa, Chordata, Actinopteri, Osteoglossiformes, Osteoglossidae. The transcript is spliced from 37 exons.